Messenger RNA from Spinacia oleracea (spinach), 1485 nucleotides. RefSeq names its product protein FAR1-RELATED SEQUENCE 5-like. NCBI's taxonomy places the organism in Eukaryota, Viridiplantae, Streptophyta, Magnoliopsida, Caryophyllales, Amaranthaceae. The transcript is spliced from 6 exons. The coding region runs from base 1 to 1485 and encodes 494 amino acids. Gene Ontology annotation, molecular function: zinc ion binding. The record is from RefSeq and is a predicted model, not a curated record.
AUGGGUGGUGGAAUACCUCAAACUAUAAUGACAGAUCAAGCUCCUGCCAUUGCUGCUGCUAUUAGGGAUGUGUUUCCGGGUGCUAGUCACCGUUUGUGUACAUGGCAUCUUGGAGAGAAUUCAAAGAAGAAUAUUGCUACGCAGAGAGCUAUGAAAGGUUUUACUGAGUUGUUUAGUUAUCUUCUGAAGUACUGUGAUACUGUUGCUGAGUUUGAACAUUAUUGGCCAAGGUUCAUUAAGCACUAUAAGCGUGAGAAGAAUGUAUGGUUGAAUAAUUUGUAUGUGAUUAGAGAGCAUUGGUGCCGUGCGUAUUCUAAGGAUACAUUCUCUGGUGGAGCUUUGUCUUCUCAAAGGAGUGAAUCGACUAAUAAUUCUAUUAAAGAUAGGUUGAGGAAAACAGAUGGUUUAUGUGAUUUUUACCACUUGUUUUUAGAUGUUAUAUCUGCAUGGCGUAGCAAAGAAAAUCACCAUGAUUAUCGUGUAUUGAGGGGCAAUCGGCAUAUGGUUGCUGCCAAUGUUAGUAUACUUGUGCAUGCAAGGAAGGUGUACACUGGUUAUCUAUAUGUGAAGUUUGAGGAGCAGUUUCUGAGAGGAAUUUCAUUGAAUCAGGAACGUACAUUUGAAGAUGCAGAAAAAGUUGUUUAUCUGAUAUGGAAGCCUGUUACUGCUGAUUUGAUAAGGCAUGAGGUUACGUUUAACAAAAUUACAUUUGAGUCCAAUUGUACAUGCAAGCAUUUUUCUGAAGUGGGUUUAUUGUGUUCUCAUAUUCUUCGUAUAUAUAGUAUACAUUGUGUUUCUAUGUUACCCGAACAAUACAUUUUGAAGAGGUGGAUGAAAGCAGCUAUGUGCAGCGCUAUUGUUGAUGAACAAUCCUCCAAAGUAAAUGUUGUUCCUGCUUCUGUUUGGAGAUUUCAAACUAUGAGGAAGUUUGUUCGUUUGGUUACAUCUUGUCAAGAUUUCCUUGAAGCUAGAGUAGAAAUUGAUACCGCAUUUGAUUUGUUAAGGCAAAAGGUUGAGAGUGUUAGGGGUGCUAUUGAUUUUGCAGAGCCGGUUGAGGGCAUUGAUGUUCCUGGUCACGAUGGAAAGGAUGGUCCAUCCAUUAAAGAUCCAAAAAAGCGUAGGAAAAAGGGUGAGACAAACGAGAGGCCUAAGGGUAUUGAGUUUGAUGCUUUGGGAAAUCCUCUCCUUUAUUCUCAUCCAAGUUCUGGCUCAGAGUUGCGUGUAAUAGGUUCAUCCCUUGAGAAAGGUAUUUCAGAAAAGAGUGUAGUACCUGAUUCUGUGCAGGAGGAUAUUUGUGGUAAGAAAGCAAUACCAGAUGUUGUGGACUCUUUGAAAUGUUUUGUUCAGGGUGGUUUUGGUUCACGAUCUAAGAAAAGGAAAGGAAUAUAUUCGGAAUGCGCUCCAAUUUCUGCUAACACGGAAUUGAAUUCUCCUGCUGCUCGUGUAUCGCUUUAUGAUGAGAUUAUGGCCAAUUUUGAUAAAUAA